Parathielavia appendiculata is the source of this 415-nucleotide messenger RNA. RefSeq lists its product as uncharacterized. NCBI's taxonomy places the organism in Eukaryota, Fungi, Ascomycota, Sordariomycetes, Sordariales, Chaetomiaceae. The record is from RefSeq and is a predicted model, not a curated record. The coding region runs from base 154 to 381 and encodes 75 amino acids. The transcript has a single exon.
AUGGGGAGAACAAGAUUGGGAAAGGAGGGUGACGAUAGGCACGGGAGCAACAGCACCAUCGACAACACAGGAUGGAGGUUUGUAUACUUGUGGCUGGCUCGGGGUGGUCUGGGUUGACUUCAAAAACAUUGGUUGUCAUGUUUGAGUUGUGUGAUGUUCUCAUUUGUUUCGCAUCACUGGGGACGGACAAGGAAGUUCCUUCUGAUUGACUCUUAUUGUGCGGUUUUCUUUUUCUGUUGCAACAUCAUGUUCCACCAGCUCUGUCAAUGUUUAAAACCCCCCCUUCUUCAUACUCAGGUCGCCGGUACAUAUUUCUACACUACAUCGUGGAGCGAGCUGUGGAAGUUUUGGAUUGGAUUGAUACCACAUAUGUCAUGUUAGGCUCGACUGCUACCAUAUACACCUUAUAUUAGGU